Messenger RNA from Drosophila novamexicana, 440 nucleotides. RefSeq lists its product as uncharacterized. NCBI's taxonomy places the organism in Eukaryota, Metazoa, Arthropoda, Insecta, Diptera, Drosophilidae. The transcript has 2 exons. The record is from RefSeq and is a predicted model, not a curated record. The coding region runs from base 15 to 407 and encodes 130 amino acids.
UCGAAGCGAGUGUCAUGUGCAAAUACGUCUUAAUUGCAGUCGCCCUAAUGUGCGUGCUGCAGCUAGGCAUGGUGCAGGCCACCUUCGACUUCUCGAACGUGGAUCUGGUCAAUUUCGAGUACUUCAAGAAUCUGGACUCGCCGGAGGCGCAUCCGCUGCUGGUGCACUUCCAGAAGAAGAAGGCCGUACUGGACUAUAUUGAGCGUCUCUUUCUGGGCAAUUCACCCUUCCAGCAGCCCAGCGAAAUACCCUUCGAUCCGCACUUCGGACGCGCCUGGCGUUCCACGUACGAGCGCAAAUUCGGACGACGCGGCGAGCGGUUGAUCGCGGCGCUCGGCUCCGGCUACACGCUGCGCCAGCUGCGCCACUUUGGCGCCAUACCCAGGGAAUAUGGCACGACGAGCUGAGCUUUUGACAAACAAAAUGUGAUUGUUGUAUUU